UCGGAGUCGGUAGAUACGAUAGAACGUUUCACAAGAACGGGCAUACUAGUUAAUAUAAAGAUCGAUACAUCUUACGUAGUGUUGUAUUUGUUGUUGUUGUGACCGAGAAGUUAUCCUGGGAUACGCGUUAUAUGUUCAUAUUUCCCGGACGCCGGUUAUCUCACUGAGAACAGACGACCAAGCCUCUCCAUCGACACAUCGUGCUGGAGUCUCGAACUAUUAACACAGCUUUCCGAGAGACUGUCCAUUCAACACGACGGGAAUCCUUGUCCGAGGAUAGACAGACAACAACCGCAAUAUAACAAUGAGCAGACGGCGAGGAAAUGAGGAUAAAGUUGAAGUGUUAGACGCUCCGCUAGAGAAACGAAACUGUGCGGGCUGCAAAAAGAAAAUUAAAGACCGUUAUUUGUUGAAGGCAUUAGAACAGUAUUGGCACGAAGACUGUCUGAAGUGUGCUUGCUGUGAUUGCAGAUUAGGCGAAGUAGGAUCGACGCUCUACAUCAAAGCAAAUCUUAUGCUGUGUAAAAGAGAUUACCUCAGGUUAUUCGGUACAACCGGUUACUGUGCUGCGUGUGCCAAAGUAAUCCCUGCAUUUGAAAUGGUAAUGAGGGCAAGGGACAAUGUAUACCACCUUGAAUGUUUUGCAUGUCAACAGUGCAACCACAGGUUCUGUGUUGGUGACAAAUUCUAUCUCCGAAACAAUAAAAUACUAUGCGAGGAAGAUUACGAAGACGCUAUGAUGCUGGCGAUGGGUCACUAUUUCAAACCCAGCAUGUCAAUGGUCGGGAUGACUACAGACGAGCACGGACCUCCCAUCAGCACCGUCAACGUCCACUCCACGUCAGCGAUGCCACAGCCAACAUCCGUGUAGAGUGCCACGACGUCGUUUUCAAAGUGGUUGAUUUGAUAACACACUGAGACAAAGACUGUACGAACAUUACACGUAACACCGUUAAUGAUUACUGGACGUAAAUCGACACUGACAGAGGCAACGGAAAAAUGUUCUGCCCAGUGUUACGUCACAACAGAAUUAUUUUGUACAGCCCAAAUACUUGUUUCACUAUUUCUGCCAAGUUUGACCAACACUAUUUCCAAAUACACUGACAUUUCAGAAGCACAAGUGACACUAUAUUGUAAUUGUAAGGUGAUAUAUGUAAUGGGUUUGUAAGUUUGUUGAUAAAGGUGCUGGGAACAUAUAUAAUUUUUUUAAUAAUAUUUCAACUGGACAAUGAGCCCAUGUGUUAUCUGAUAAAUAUACACGUGGUAAUGUGCUGUUGGAUAAAUGUGAUAUAGGAAAGAUAAUACGGACACAGAGGGUGCCUAACACUAGAUCGUCAUUUUCAUGUCCAAUUACGUCGCUGUGUGGCGCACUGCACGAUGAAUCACAUUUGUGAAGCUGUAUUCGUGUACCGUU
Messenger RNA from Saccoglossus kowalevskii, 1414 nucleotides. Its product is annotated as LIM domain only protein 3-like. Gene Ontology annotation, biological process: positive regulation of transcription by RNA polymerase II. Gene Ontology annotation, cellular component: nucleus. The record is from RefSeq and is a predicted model, not a curated record. Gene Ontology annotation, molecular function: transcription coactivator activity; DNA-binding transcription factor binding. NCBI's taxonomy places the organism in Eukaryota, Metazoa, Hemichordata, Enteropneusta, Harrimaniidae.